AUGUUUUUAAAAAAAUUGAAAGAUCAAGAGUUCAAUUAGAAAGAUUUUUCCUCUGAAGAAAAUGAAGAAUCUAGAUUAAGUCUAAUUAAUAGAAUCAAGAAUAAUAGAAGGAUCAUUAAAUUUCUUUAAUUUUUAGUUCAUCUCACAUCCAUUGAUGAAACUUUGAUACAAUGUGGGUCUAAUUCAUUACAUGUAUUAGUUUAGAUGAAAGUAGACCUUAAAAAAAAAAAUUUUGAAAAAAUAAAGAUUUAAAAUACUUCUUUAGUGGGAGCUAAUUUUGUUAGAUGCAAUUUAAGUAGAUCCGAAUUAAAAAAUGUUAACAUAAAUGGGAUUAAUUUGAAUGGAGCAUUAUUAUUUAAUUGUAAAUGGAAAGACUUAAGAAUCCAUGAAUUAAAUAAAUUAAAUGGUCAUACUGGAUAUGUUUUAUCAGUUUGCUUCUCUCCAGAUGGAAAUAAAUUAGCUUCUGGUAGUGAUGAUAAGUCUAUCCGUCUAUGGGAUGUCAAAACAGGAUAAUAAAAAGCCUAAUUAUUUGGUCAUUUAUAUCAAGUCAAAUCAGUCUGUUUCUCUCCUGAUGGAAAUACAUUAGCAUCUGGUAGUGAUGAUAAAUCUAUCCGUCUAUGGGAUGUCAAAACAGGAUAAUAAAAAGCCUAAUUAUUUGGUCAUUUAUAUAAAGUCAAAUCAGUUUGUUUCUCUCCUGAUGGAAAUACAUUAGCAUCUGGUAGUGAUGAUAUGUCUAUCUGUCUAUGGAAUAUAGCAACAAGAAAAAUAUAAGCUAAAAUAAUAGGUCAAACUAUGGCUGUCGAUUAAGUCAUUUUCUCUCCUCAUGGAAAUACAUUAGCUUCUUGUGGUGGCGAUAACUCUAUCUGUAUAUGGAAUGUCUAAACAGGGUAAUAAAAAGCCAAAUUUAAUGGUUAUAGUGGAACUGUCUACUCAGUGUGUUUCUCUCCUGAUGGAAAUACAUUAGCUUGUGGUAGUAGUGAUAAGUCAAUCUCUCUAUGGGAUGUCAAAACAGAAUAAUAAAAAGCCAAUUUAGAUGGUCACUCUGGUUAUGUUAAAUCAAUUUGUUUUUCUCUUGAUGGAAAUACAUUAGUUUCUGGUAGUAAUGAUUAGUCUAUUCGUCUAUGGGAUGUUAAAUUAUAAUAAUAAAAAACCUAAUUAGAUGGCCAUAAUGAUUGUAUUAACUCUGUCUGUUUCUCUCCUGAUGGAAAUAUAUUAGCAUCUGGUAGUGAUGAUAAGUCAAUCUCUCUAUGGGAUGUCAAAACAGGAUAAUAAAAAGCCUAAUUAUUUGGUCAUAGCGAUACUGUUAGAUCAGUGUGUUUCUCUCGUGAUCGAAAUACUUUAGCAUCUGGUAGUGAUGAUAUGUCUAUCUGUCUAUGGAAUGUCAAAACAGGAUAAUAAAAAGCCUAAUUAGAUGGUCAUUUAUAUCAAGUCAAAUCAGUCUGUUUCUCUCCUGAUGGAAAUAUAUUAGCUUCUGGUAGUAGUGAUAACUCCACCCGUCUAUGGGAUGUCAAAACAGGAUAAUAAAUAGCUUAAUUAGAUGUUCAUGAUGAUUGUAUCAACUCAGUCUGUUUCUCUCCUGAUGGAAGUACAUUAGCUUCUAGUAGUGCAGAUAAAUCUAUUUGUCUAUGGGUAGUAAUGACAGGGUAAAAAAUUUCAUUCGUUGACAAAAAAUAUAAAGAUAUUCUUGCUUAAUUUAAAGAACCACUUUUUUUAAAUAAUCCUAUACCAGGUAUUUAUUUUAUUAUUAUUUAAUAGAACCCAACAAUAUUACAAUUAUUAGAAUAUCUUAAACACCAUUAUUUCAAGCAUAAGGGGCUUUAAUUUUGAAAGGAGAUUUUAUAAAUUAUGAAGGAUAAGAUCUAAAAUAAUUAUUCAAAUCAAAAGGAUGCUGCUUUUUAGAAGACUUAAAGUAAAAGUGA
Messenger RNA from Paramecium pentaurelia, 1919 nucleotides. The record is from the annotation of a GenBank genome assembly. Lineage: Eukaryota; Ciliophora; Oligohymenophorea; Peniculida; Parameciidae.